Messenger RNA from Fusarium coffeatum, 2787 nucleotides. RefSeq lists its product as uncharacterized. Gene Ontology annotation, cellular component: Atg1/ULK1 kinase complex; phagophore assembly site; extrinsic component of membrane. Gene Ontology annotation, biological process: protein localization to phagophore assembly site; mitophagy; piecemeal microautophagy of the nucleus. The record is from RefSeq and is a predicted model, not a curated record. NCBI's taxonomy places the organism in Eukaryota, Fungi, Ascomycota, Sordariomycetes, Hypocreales, Nectriaceae. The coding region runs from base 1 to 2787 and encodes 928 amino acids. The transcript is spliced from 3 exons.
AUGCAUCAGCAACCCCGUGGCCCAGCCCGGGUGUCAUCCCCAGGCGCAACGCCCCAGCCGAACUUACCGUCUCGAUCCAAUAGCACCCGAGAGGCUGUCCUGGGCUCUCGCCCUCGCGCCGGCUCCAACUUCGCCGGUAGAGAUGUCCCGAAUUCGCCUUCCCUUGAGAGUCCGCCUACACUGGCACCUCCUGCUGACUCUGUGAGGAAGCUUGAUCAAAUAAUACAGAACUUCUACGCAAAGGCAGCUGUGCUUGUUCUCGAUUCACGUAUCAAAUCCAGGCCUGCGCGCGGUGCUAACGGCGCAAGGAAGCCAAACAAAUGGUUCCAAAUAGAGACCGAUGAGAUUGACGACUUUAGAGAUGAACUAAAGAUCUGGAAGAAUUGCGGUAGCCUUGAUAACCACCCUCCUCCAAUGGUUAUAGAGGUCUAUCUGGACGCUUCUCGAUUAAAGGAUAGUCAAAGCCUUGUCAUUGUUGAUGAGAAUGGCAAGAGAUGGGAUGUAAUGGAGCAGUUGAACUCGUCCGGAUCUUCUACCGACAGCUCAUCUGGCGCAUCACGAAGAAACAACGAAGUCGUCAUCGAGCGGUGGCAAGUUGAGUUGAAGCACUCAGGCAUGACGUCCACCGACUUUGGCCCGAUUUUACCGACUGUCUAUAAGAAGGCUAUCGUUUUCUUCCGAUCGCUAUUCAUCACCACCCGAUUGCUUCCAGCAUGGAAGUUUGCCAGCCAGGGAGCUGCGAAAAACUCACAUCCAGCUCUAGUUCCCCGUUGUCGGAUACGUCUAUCUCAUCCGGAACGCUCCCGUUGUGAUCAGCUGCGUCUUCCUAUUGACGGCAGGCCAGAUCCGGUGACAGAGUAUGUGUUUGGUGAUUUGGAGGUGCCCGUCGGACGAUUGAGUACAGUUGUCACGUAUCGCAAUGAUUGCAACUUUCGUGUGGAUGAUUCUGAGGCUCUACUGAGCUCUCGGUUCAUGGGUGUGGACGAGAACUUCUUCAGGCCCUCUCUUCCUCAGCAGCAUGAUACAUCAAGAGCACCUGCGGCUGAGAUAGGCUCGUUGCGUGAUCAUCGCUCCCGGCCAAACCUCAGCGAUGUUCAGCAAGCUUAUGGGAGCUUAUCAACGUUUCACGGAAACGUUCCUGUGGGGACCAGCCCGAUCUCGGCUUUGCGAUCAGUGCGACCACCAGGCUCUGACACAAGCUCACCCCCAGGAUCUGUCCCAGCACAACACGAUGUAGAUGGCCCAAGCUCCCUACCAGUCCGCCAAAGUACAACACGACCACCUUUGCCAACCUUUGAAGGCUCAGGUAGAAGGCCCUCGGUAUCUUUUCAGCCUUUUAAGGCGGGGUCCCUUUCGGGGUCACCUGUUCCUAGACAGCUCGACGCUGAACCAGCCUCCCCGCAAUCGUUGACACGGUCAGGCAUCCCUUCACUCAGGCAGCCAGGUAACCGUACAUCACUCACUGCUGGCAUGCCAGCUUCCUUGCGAGGUGGCCCGCCUGCAACAUCAGGAGAUACUGCAGUUGCAGGCUCUCCACGGCCCGCGUCGACUAGUCGAUAUAGUAGCAGUUUCACCCACCGCCGCGGUCGCCUCUCGUUUGGAGGCGCUAGCAGAGCUGGAGACGAUGAGCAGAGCAGCAGCGGAAGGCAGAGCCUGGCUUCAUCGGUGGCUCAGCCAGGAUCGGGGCUACUUGCUGAGGUUGCGGGCACUAGCUCAGAUUCUCUCCGUGACGACAAUGAACAACUCGAGGACUUCAUUAAAGCUCUGGACAGCAAGAAGACCUUGCAGAGUUUUAAGCCGUCAAAAAAGGGUGAAUCGGCGACGAACAAGACGGUGGCGCAACUCUCUCGCUUCCACAUGAUGAAGGACUCAAACAACGCACUUACUGAGUCGAUGACAUCGUCCGUGCAGAUGCAGAGAUCAUCGAGCUCAUCCAGUAGGCAACUGACAAGCGUUCCUGGAAUGACUGCUCCGGCAUCUGUGUCCGCUUCAUCAUCGCCUGGAAAGCCGCUUUCACCACAUACACCUCAUACGCCAGCUAUCCCAUCCAGAUUGAGCGAAAACUCAAUUAUCGAUUAUACUGGCCAAGGACGGAUUACUUCACGUCAAGGACGAACCUCUGACAGUACUCAGCCGGGAACUAUCAGAGAAAACACAAUUACGCAGGACGGAACAACAGCUAUUGACAUUCCACUUUCGCCCCGACUUGCGACUUACCAACGACGAGCGAGCUCCGUUGCACUUCAAAACCGUUCAAUGGUUGAUGACGAUGAAACAGAUUCAGCUUUUGCACACCGAAGUAUCAGCCUGGGUGCUGACGAUAGAGAGCCGCCUACGUUGAGCAUUCUACUAGGGAGACAAAUGCAACUUGAAGAGGAGUCUACGCAAAGGGAAUCGGACGCACUUCAACCAGCUGCCGGCGCUGGGAGUGCUGAGACGCCAGAUAUCUUGCAGCGAGGGCUUUUAGAAGAGAACCCACCUGAAGGUCUGAUUCCAGCAGCGACUUCUAGCUCACCAUUUGGUCGACGCCGAUAUAUGGGCAUGGCUUCACAUAGACAAACUCCACCACAAUCAUCUCGUGGUAGCUUUACUGGAUCUCUCAACAGACAGGUCCGAGGUGAUGAUGAUUCGGUUAACGAGGAGCCCUUGGUUUUCGAUCUUUCAGAAAUGGAUCCACAAGGCCGACGAAGCAUCGAAGAGGCGCGUAGUGGCGCAUCUGGAGGGCCAAGCAUUGGGCCAGAUAGGGGAGGAUAUGAAAGCCGCAGCGCUUCAAGACGGGGUUGGUAA